UCGAAUGCUACGUGGGUAUAUAAACGAUGCGGGCAGUGUAGAAUUGCUAAAGGAAAUAGUGAGAAAACUUCUUGUAGCUUAGUAGAAAACAAUCAGAAGCAAGAUGCAGUCAAUUAGGAGGCUCUUUUACAAGAUAGCAGGGCCUGAUUCAAAACAUCCCUUGGCUUUAUUCCAUCACUGCGACUUCUCAGUCAUGCACCAGAUGAGGGAGCUAAGCCAACUGAUGAAGACUAACCCAGACAAUCUAGAUAGGCGCUCUCAGCUACUCCGCCAGCUCAAAGACUCCCAGCACAAUCUUAUUGGCGUUUUCAAGUAUCUUGUGGAAACGGCCAUUCCUGAUCUACAGAUAUCGACAGAGUUUAGGAUCAAGUAUCCAGACGAAAUGCAGACUGAAGAUUUCAAUGGAUCAAUUUGGUUUGGUGCAGAGUGCUUAGCUGCUGGUUCCCAAAUUGCUAAUCAUGAAAUAGAAUCACUAGAGAUAAGACCGUAUGCAACUCGUCUCUCAAAAUCAAUCAGCCAGCUCCGACAGAGACUAAGAGAUGAAAGUCAACAGUAUUACUAUCACGAGCCUUUCUUCUCUGAAAGGGUCAAAGAACUCUUAAAAGAAUUUGACCGAAGUUGGGUGGAUUUUGAAUUCAGAUACAUGAGUAUAAUGUUCAACAUAAGAACAGAGACUCAGUUACUCCACCAACACGAACUAGCUGUCCUCUUCUCUGAAGCAACACUAAGGGCAAUUGGAAAUAAUUAUUUCACUGAAGACAUGCUGGAAAUGAUGGAUCCAACAAUCAUGUUUUCUAUACCAAGACUCUCCAUUAUAUUUGGUUUAACUGUUAAUGUUGAUGGUCCUAUUAAUCCCAGAAGACCAAGGUCAAACACACCCUCAUGCUUCAAGCAAUACAACCGCUUACUCACGGAAAUCAAAGAUUCUUUAAGCUCACUAAGUGAAAAGGAGAUCAUUUCUCUUGAGAAGGCUCUGUGUAGCUGUGAGGAUGCCAACACUCUCUCAACUGACGGAAGUGUUGAUAAUGAGGCACUUAAGGCACUCUUCAUCUCAAUAUCAAAAGUGGCUGACCAGUUGCAGUCAAAUUAUCCCAGAGACCUAAGGGCCAUCAUGAAACAAGCCUACAUCUUCACACUGAGCAAACCAGAAGAUGAGGAAGAGACUAUGGAAGAGAGAAGAAGGAGAGAAGCAAAGCUCAGAGAUAGAUUUGACAUGCCUUCUGAUUCCAUUACAUUUGACCUCUCACUAACUUCGUUAAUGCAUUCAUCGACUGAAAUGUGCACUGAAUGGGAAGCUGAUUCAGAGUCACAUGCUUGUCACAGCUGCCACGAUAAGUUCUCUUUCUUCAGACGUAAACAUCACUGCAGGGCCUGUGGAAAGGUUGUUUGUGCCCAAUGUUCUCCACAUUACCUACCACAAGGGCCAAAAAAUGAUGACGAUGAUGAUGACGAUGAUGAAAGAUUACUUAGAGUUUGCAAUACUUGCUACAUACGUGAAUUAGGCAAAAUCACUCAAUCACUCUCUCUCAGGCCACAACUACCAAAUGUCACUUCUUCCUAGCUGCACAGUUAGAGCACUAUCAUAUCUUAUAAUCCAA
Molecule: messenger RNA, 1598 nt
Organism: Amphimedon queenslandica
Lineage: Eukaryota; Metazoa; Porifera; Demospongiae; Haplosclerida; Niphatidae
Product: lateral signaling target protein 2 homolog
Exons: 11
Coding region: 104-1561 (485 amino acids)
Cellular component (GO): early endosome membrane
Molecular function (GO): metal ion binding
Source: RefSeq, a predicted model, not a curated record